AUGGAAUCAGCAUACCCAGCUCCUCCAAAAGUGCGAGAUAGAAUCGAUCCAGUUCGCGUCGAACAGUCAAACCAGGAAUCCUCCGACAACUCUACAGAGACUACCCUCCCUAUAGUUGAAGAAUCAAACGAAGCUCAUAUCCUAAACCAACCUCAAUCCGAUAACUCUACGCAGUCCGAUGAAGCGCAACGGGUGGAUAUCUCACCUCGUGAAGUGAGAACCUGUUGGAUAUGUCAAAUGGAUGAUGCAGACGAUGGACCUCAAACUUCACCAUGGCGAUCUCCAUGUCCCUGUUCUUUGGAGGCCCACGAAUCAUGUUUAAUGGAAUGGAUUGCAGUGUCCGCAGACAAGGAGAUGGCUCCCAAAAUCGUCUGCCCAGUCUGCAAGUACCAACUUAAAAUUGAUCAGCCCAAAGAUUACCUAGUCUUGACAGUGGAUAAGUUGCACCGCAUGGCGAAACACUUGGUCCUUCCCACAGCGGCUGGUGCAGUCUUUAGUUGCGUCUAUUCCGGAUCCCUACUGUUUGGCGUUAACAGUCUGGCAUUGAUAUUUGGUGCGGAUGAGGCUCGAAGGAUCACUCUAGAGCAUUAUGACGACUUCUUAGACCGUCGUAUCCUUGGGGAUUACAUACAGUUACCCAUCAGUCAAAUUAUGACCAAAUACUUAUUUCCAUUUCUCGGUGGUGGGUUCAUGGCGGUACCAAGUUGGAGAACAGCAAUAGGGCUUCCAUUAAUCGCACCAACUCUCAUAUUAUCACGGACAAAAAUUGCGGAUUCUGUUUUUACUAUAGUUCCUGUCACUUAUUUUCUCUUUAGCCCCGACAACAAAAACAUCACUUCAUGGCCUCCAUCCCCAGGUCGCACAUUUGCGCUACUUCCCUACGUCAGAUUAGCAUACAACACACUAUAUCAUCACAUGUUUUACGACUUAGAGAAGAGAUGGGAUUUGGCUAUUCAGCGCAAACCACGAGAAGGCGAAACUGCAGAACAAAUCGCCUUGGAACAGCGCAGAGGACAAGAGGGGUUCCUGAAUUUUGAGGUGGAGAUUGUCGAUGAAGUGAGGGAUCAAGACGGAAAUUUGGUUCCUCCAGAUGAUCAUGUACAUGCACCCGCCGGUGAUCGAAAUGGAAAUCAACAUCAAAAUGGGGGCGACCAAGAACGCGCGAACGCAAACGAGAAUGAUUGGGGAGUCCGUCGAAAUGUCAGUACACAUAGCUUAUCAUUCCAGUUUAUGGGUGCAAUGUUGUUCCCUGCAAUAUCAAGCAUUAUGGGCGAUGCGCUCAAAUACGCAUUACCGUCUAUAUGGAUCAGAACGAGGAACGGCAAACCAGGGUUAUUACAACAUAAAUGGGCCAGAAGUGUAGUGGGAGGAUGUCUAUUCGUAAUGCUGAAGGACGUGGUGGUGCUUUAUUGCAAGUGGAAGAAAGCGAGGGAUUUCGGAAAGAAGAAAAUCAUAGAUUUUGCGGGUAAAGGAAAGGAAAAGGCUACGUGA
Sclerotinia sclerotiorum 1980 UF-70 is the source of this 1491-nucleotide messenger RNA. RefSeq lists its product as hypothetical. The transcript is spliced from 2 exons. The coding region runs from base 1 to 1491 and encodes 496 amino acids. Gene Ontology annotation, molecular function: zinc ion binding. Lineage: Eukaryota; Fungi; Ascomycota; Leotiomycetes; Helotiales; Sclerotiniaceae. The record is from RefSeq and is a predicted model, not a curated record.